Molecule: messenger RNA, 32746 nt
Organism: Coregonus sp. 'balchen'
Lineage: Eukaryota; Metazoa; Chordata; Actinopteri; Salmoniformes; Salmonidae
Source: the annotation of a GenBank genome assembly
AUGGAAAGUCAGGAGAUAUGUGGGCCAGAGAAAGUUGUGUCAAGCUCCUGUCAUGUCAUCGAGGCUAUUUCAGCAUCCGCUCCACCCCCAGAGGUCAGGUUAGGGCAGGUCACUCAGUUUGUGACAACAGAAGUCCAAAGAACCAUGGUGUCUGUCCGACACGAGAGGUCGCCUCCCCCACCCCCGGCCCCAAGAGCGAACGGUGUCCCAAUCUCACUGGAGAAACCUAAACCACAACAGACACAGAGUACACAGGGCUACCAGCUGGGGGAGGUAGUAGACCUUCGUACCAUGAAGGUGAAUUCAGAAUCGGCCAUGAAAGUGGUGGAUCUGUCUUCCUCAGAUGUUAGACGCCAGUCCUUGGCCACAGACAUCAACGGUCGUCAGACAAGCGCAGUGCAGUCCCCAGUGGUCAAUCUCAGCGUUGAGUCAUCCAGUGUUUCCAUAGUGACUGACAGCAUCACCAUAGUUACAUGUGCUGCCACCAUACAAAGUUACGAAAAUACCAACAUAUCCCAAGUCCCCUCUGUGCCCCUUCAGCUUACAACCACAAACAAAGCCUUUGAGCCUGUUUGUCAGAUCGUCUAUCGCCCCAUAGAUGCACAGCCCGCAACCAGCAACAAUGCUGAGAUCCCCAUUAACCUUUCUGUAGGACCUGGCACAGGCUUAGGGACAUUCCAGCCACCUGUCACCAUCGCCCCUACCUCUGCCCCAGGGUGUGUGGCUAAUGGUCUGAGCAGCGGGGCACCGACAGUAGCAGGUGCGGUGGACCUUAGCACAGCCAAACCCUUCAACACUGUGGUUUCGGUCGACACUUCCUCCACAGAAGUGGUCACGGUUGUGAUCACAGAGGAGGAUGGGAAACCCGUGGACCUAACGGCCGGGAGAAGAACCGUCUGCUGUGAUGUUGUCUACAAGCUGCCGUUUGCAGGUAGCUGCACCACCCAACAGCCCACUACUCCAUUGCCUGAAGACCGCUUUGGCUACCGAGACGACCACUACCAGUACGACCGCUCGCCCUACAGCAUGAGGGGCUUCGGUGGGAUCAAACCCUCCAUGUCCGAUACCAAUCUGUCUGAGGCCGGGCUUUUCCUCUACAAGAGCAAGAACAGUUACAAUUUCAAUGGCACCACAGAGGGUGCAGUAGACCUGACAUCCUCCAAGACAUCUGAUGCAGGUUUGUGCAGUGACAUCGCCGACCUCUCGCUGAAAUGUCACUUUGAGAUGCCUCUGCUUAUUCAUGGAUGAUGUUUUUUUAUUUGUUGUUUAGUUCACUUAUUUUUGUUUUUUCAUAAGUGCUUUGCAUGGACAUUUUAUUUUCCCUUAUUUUUUCGUUCUACCUUUAUGAUCAUUUUUGGUACACAGAUGCCUGUGCUUGCAUGCUGUUUGUUCUGGCAAGACUGGAGGUUUUUACAUUUUUUAUGUUGCUUUUUUAUUUCUUUGGAUUGAGCAUGGCUUUGGAUGGAGCAUGGCUUUCUGUAUGAGGUUUCCCCACUAAAGUUACCUGUUUUUGUGGACUCAAUAGAUUUUUUUCCCCCAACAGGUGUAGCUUUGGACUUCUCCACCAAAGGCUCAGGGUUAUAUUCUGAAAUGAUAAUCCCCCCAUAUUCCCAAACCAGAGUCACAGGGGCUGUUGGGACACACUUUGGCACGAGCAGUGUCCUGAGAUCCUCCAAUGGGGUGGUGUACUCUUCAGUCUCAGCACCAAUCCCAUCCACCUACGCCAUCACCACACAACCUGGCUCCAUAUUCAGCACCACCUACAACUCCCUGUUGGCGGGCAUGCACACCAGCGACACCAUGCCAUCCCUGUCCACUCUCCAGAACCAGCCCAUGACUCGGUCCCACAGCUUCAUCUCUACCACCUCCGCAGACGAUCAAGGGGAUGUCCCCCUCAACCUGGAGCUCUCCAAAGAUGGCAUAUCCACCUCCGCGGCCCUCACCAGCAAAACGGCCAACCUGGCCCUGGAAAGACUGGACUCGUACACGGACGCGUCCCUGGAGGCUAUUGCCGCCUCACUGGAGGCCCUGUCCUCGCCCUGUGUGCCCGGGGAGGGCCAGUACCAGAUGCAGCGUGAUAUUCUGGAGAUGGAGAAGCUCAAGCAGCAGCGGUUGGCUGAAGAACUGGAGUGGGAGCGUCAGGAGAUCCAGCGCUUCCGCGAGCAGGAACAGAUGCUGGUGCAGAAGGAGCUGGAGGAGCUGCAGUCCAUGAAGCAGGCCAUCCUGUGCCAACAGGAGGAUGAGCGCCAGGCCCACCUCAUGAUGCAGAAGGAGACCUAUGCCCAGCAGCAGCAGCAGUUAGAGCAGAUCCAGAGGCUCCAGGAGCAGCUCCGAGCGCAGCUGGAGGAGCAGAAGUUCCGGAAGAUGUAUCCGGGGGAGAUGUUGCUGGGGCACGGCCAGCAGGAGGCUGUCGUCCUGGGGCCGGACGGCACCGAGCUGGCCCGGAAAAUCAUGGAUAGUGGGUGUCAGACGGACGACGAGGACAGUGUUGUCGAUAAAGCCUAUAUGGCGGGGAGGAAGAAGAGAAGCACAGCCAAGAAGAGCGUAGACAGCUGCGUGCAGACGGACGAUGAGGACCAGGAGGAGUGGGAGCCUGCUCGGGCCAGACGUAGCAGGCCUCGCACGUCCAGGGGGGACAGAGGCGGACAGACCUCCGAUAUGUCCAUUCAGGCUCACUCUGAGAUCUCCAUACAGACAGACUCUGCAGGGAACGUAAGAAUGGAUGCCAGGAUGGAGCUCUCUGACUCGGAAAGUCCACAUAGGGGAGACAAGAGACGGCCCAUGCCCUUGGAGAUAGAACAGUCUGGCCACCUCAGAGCUAACCCCUCCUGCCUUCAGGCACCGCCCAAAUCCCCCAAUGUCCUCUACUCCCCCAUAUCCCCCUGCAUAUCCCCGAGCAAAUCCCUUGAAUUUGUGUCCUAUGAGAAAUCACUGGGUGAUACAAGCCCACAGAGAAUAAGAGGGAGUACUGAACCGACCAAAGUCUCUCCAGCCGGCAGCCCCAAGGCACCUAAGGCCAUGCAGAGAUCCAUGUCCGACCCCAAGCCCAUGAGUCCAACUGGAGAGGAGAGGGCAUCAUCCAGUUUCCAGUAUGGCGACAGUUACUCCGUGAGUAUUGGUUCAAUCAUUGUUUGCAAUUGUGAUAUGUUCUAUUUAAGUGGGCAUAGAGUUUCUCCAUUAGGCAUGCAGGCUUUAUACAAAAGGUCAGUUUUCUCACCCCAAGGAGAAAAGGUACAAAAGGGCGCUAACACUUGCAUAUUAUUAUUUAUACAUAAUUGGGUUUAUUUUGUAAUUUUAUAUUAAGGCCUUGUGUUGCCACUAGAGUUUGAGUUUUUCUAAGCAUGUUACACUGUGACAUUAGAAAAACAAACUAGAGCAUAAUCCAUGAUAUUGUUCUGUUUUGAAACCAGAUUUGGAAUGCAUUUCCAGGUUGCACUUUUUGUUAUAACAAUACUCCAUUAUUGCCCUGAAAAUGAUGUCUUAUUUCAGUUCUGUUUCUCUCACACUCAUCUAAUGUAGCCCCCGGCUUGCUAUUAAUUUGGCGAGUUUGCUGUCUAAAUUCAUAUGAGCCUCUCAUAGAAUGCCCUUUCAAAGGCAUUGCUGCACUAAAGCUGAUAUAUUUAUAUUGGCAUUUUAGUUUGAAGGCAAAGCCUGCAAGACUGGAGGGAAUUUUUUCUAGAAGAGUUUCCAAUUUUCAUAUUUCGGACAUUGAGUCAUUGCACAGUGCCUCUUCAAUGUGAUUUGGGACUGGUAGCGUACUUGGUAGAUAUCCCACAUUCUUUCUUUCAAACCAGACUAACUAGAUCAGGACAUAUUUGUGGUAAUGCAAAUUAUUUAGUCCAAUGGUUCCAGCUAUUCGUUUAUUAACUACUAGUUGUAUUAAAACGUAACAUUUGAAUUUCAUAAACACUGCAAGUAUAGAAGUGUGUUCAUAGCCAUUAUUAUGUUUUUAACUUGUUUCCAUGGGACCGGUUGCAGACAUACUCAAAAUGUAAUGAAAGAUGAUUAAGUUACGAUAUAUACUUAGGUUAUGCAUACUAGGGUUGGGGCGGUAUCCAGAUAUAUAUGGUAUACCAGCCAAGCCUUAUGCAUACUUAAUCAAGCCUCUCAUUUUGCCUCUGGCCCUCUCCCGGGGUAUUUAACAUCCGUUUUUUGCCUGAGUGAUACACCACAGAGCUCCUCAUACUGUACUUACAAGGGAUGGACAAAAAGCUGAGCUUGUAGGAAAAUAUUGAUAUGCCACAGAUCCAUAGAGCUUUAAUGUGAAUAAAUUACAUAUUUUGAGGCUGCUCUUAAGGUAGUGAGUAACAUUUACGGCCAGGAGCACCUACAGUAUCUUCCUGUGAAACUCACCAGCAAUUGAUAUGCUGUGUUUCUCAAUAAGCUUUCACUCACUCUGAGGACACCACAUUUUAGUCUGUGCCUGAUUGUAAUCGGGACACAGAGACACUGGGAUAGAGAUCCUCUUCUAUUUUAGUCAUCCAUUAAUUUAAUCAGAUAAUUGAAAUCAUGCAAGAUUUAACACUUCUUUCCGGUUAAUUUAGUCCAUGUAGUAAAGGUUUAGACAAAGUCAUCAUUCAGAUGCUGUAACCAUUCAGUGUGAAAUCACAAUGUGACGUUUGAGUAUAAAUCAUUAAAUAUAGAAGCAAAGCUAUUUGUUUGUUGGUUUGGUUUUCUCCCCCAGGGCAAAAGCUCGUCGGGCAGCACCCCAACUGGCACUGGCAAGAAGGUGAAGAGGACCCUGCCCAACCCGCCCUCGGAGGAGGAGGCAACAGCCACCGGACAGACGUCCUACAGCACUGGCUCGGCCCGCCGUCGCAUGUGCCGCAACACCAACAUGGCGAGGGCCAAGAUCCUGCAGGAUAUCGACCGUGAGCUGGACAUGGUGGAGCGUGAGUCAUCCAAGCUCCGCCACAAGCAGGCAGAGCUGGACGAGGAGGAGAAGGAGAUCGACGCCAAGCUACGCUACCUGGAGAUGGGCAUCAACCACAGGAAAGACGCCCUCCUUAAGGAGCGGGAGAAGAGGGAGCGGGCCUACCUGCAGAGCGUGGCCGAGGACCGCGACUACAUGUCAGACAGCGAGGUCAGCAAUAUCCGGGAGACACGGAGCGGCCGCGGCAGUGGGGAAGAUGAAGAGAUGGCAGGUCACGGGUUGGAGCGCCCCAGGACGGCACCCCAGUCAGAGCUGGAUGACUUUGUGCCACCACAGACCACACACGAGGCCCAGUACGGCAAGUACUCCCAGUACCAGUACCCCCUGAGCCAGACGCUGUACCAACAACAAUCCCUCUACCAGUCCCCCCAGUCCUACCAGUCUCAGUCUAUCUACUCCUCAGUCCCCUCCCUGUCUAGCUCCCAGCAGCAGAGCUACCACCAGAUGCUCCUGCUCCAGCAGAAGGCAGCCAGGCAGGCGGCCCUGCUCCAAGAGUUGGACGCGUCGUCCAAGUAUGAAGUCAUCAGCCGGCAGCCCGACCCAGUGUCCUCCGCCUACAUGGGAGGGGUCAGGUACGACAAGUACGGUAACCACUUGGACCUCCGGGCCCUGGAGGUGGGGGGCAGUAUGGCUGGCAGCCCCAUGUCCAAUGUGUCGGCCGACUCCUUCUAUGGAGACGUGGAGCACCACCACCACGCUCCACGAAGCUACGUCCUCCUAGAAGAUGCGGCAGAGCUGGCCAAGAGCUCCACGAGUCUGGCUUCAUCCAGCUAUGCCCAGGCCGAGAAGGAGCUGGCUAAGGCAGAGAGGCUGUUGAGGAGAAGUGCAGCCGACCUGACCUCCACCGAAUACCUGGGCUCCAGCUCAAGGCUGCACUCCGGGUACGGAAAGACCCAGACGACGAGGACUCCAUGGACGACCCCUACGAGCUGAAGCUCCUCAAGCAGCAGUUGAAGCAGGAGUUCCGGAGGAGCACAGGGGGAACAGAAAGCCUGGACCCGCUGACGGGUCUCUCCCACAACUACUACAGCACCCCAAGCUCGGAUGUCUCCUCCUCCCAGAGCUACUCCCAAAGACACUACCCCAAGACGGAGAAAUACAGCAUCAGCCGGCUGACCCUGGAGAAGCAGGCAGCCAAGCAGCUCCCGGCGUCCAUGCUGUACCAGAAGCACAAAGCCCCGCUGACCGACCCCAAAGUCUCCAAGUACUCCUCCAUGCAAGACGGCAGGGGUCUGGAGACAGACUAUGCCAGCUAUUUAGGGUCCAGUAAUGUUAGCGCCUCUCCUAGAUCCAGCCGGCUCCUCCAGGAUGAGAUCACCUUUGGACUACGCAAGAACAUAGCCGAGCAGCAGAAGUACCUGGGCUCCACGUUGGGCGCCAACCUGGCCGGCUCGCUCAACUUCGGCCAGAGCCUGGCCUUGGACUCGACCUCCUACCCCAGUGGCAGCCGCUCACGGCCCUCUUCCAGGCCCAACUCUGUCUAUGGCCUGGAUCUCUCAAUCAAGCGGGACCCCUCCAGUUCCUCGCUGAGGCUCAAGGGGGACGGAGAGGCUGCCUCAGACAGCUACCAGACACCCUCAGGGCGUGCCAAGCCCACCAGCCUACCCAUCGUGCAGGGUGGCCGGGGGCGCAUCCCCAUUGUGGCGCAGAACUCUGAGGAGGAGAGCCCGUUGAGUCCUGUGGGCCAGCCUAUGGGCAUGGCGCGGGCGUCGGCGGGGCCCCUGCCGCCCAUCUCGGCCGACUCGCGGGACCAAUUUGGUUCGUGCCUCUCCCUGCAGGACUCCCAGCAGCAGCAGCACCUGAGGGAGGAGCCAACGAGGGGGCGGGGCUACGUCUUGAUGGACGACCACCAGGGCACCAUGUCGGACGGCGAAGGUAAAUGACAACAGCAUCAGUUCAGAACUGUGUUCUUCCUAUUUUGAACUGACUCUGCUUGCAUGCUCCCAAUAUACCACCCACAUAUACCACCCAUGACUUUUGGCUUUCCUCAUGUCUUAUCUGUGUCUUUAUUGGUUUCUUCAUCUAUUGUCUAUUCUGAAUGUAUUCAUUCACUUCCUUUGAUUUUGAUUUUAUGUAUUGGUCUCAAUGCAAGUUUCAAGUUGACUUUACUGAAUGUAAUUACUAUAUUAUGUAUUUGUCUGUGUUGAUGUCCUUUGAUGUUUAAUCCCUCAUUUGGCUCUUUUUUGGUCUCUAAAUGCAUGUGAUUGUGUCUGCGUUGGAAUAUAUCAUUAUAUAAUAUAUAUUUUCCUAUUUAAGCUCUAUGCAUGGUACUCUAUACUGUCUAUCACUUAAAGAUACUGUAUGUAGAAGGUAUCCUUCCUCCAAUAGCAUUCUCUCUCUGAAACUGAUCAGCAGUUUUGUUUGCUAAAUGCUGUCAUUUGUGCUCUAUAACUGACAUACUUGAAAAUAUGGUUUUGUGCUUUAAGUCCUGGAGGAGUAUUUCACAACUUGCUUGUUUAUCUAACGCACAGGUGUUCGGAGUAGAAUAGUAGAAUAAUCCCUCUACUUGAAAGCUCAGGUCAGAUUGUGCAGGGAAAUUAGAAAAGAGCCUCGCUUUCUCUGAGGUGAUAUAUUGAAAAAGUGCCUAAGGCUAGCAAAAUGUGUUUAUUGCUUUGUCCUUCAUAUAUUUGAUGUUUAUAUACAAUUCAGUAGUUCAAUUGAGGACAAAAUAUGAUACAUCAUAGGAAUGUGUAUCUGUGUGAACACUGCACGUUGUGUAUUUAGACUACGAUAGGCUAUUACAGACCUGUUGGAAGGUUUAAAUGUAUUUUGUUGUGGUAGUUAGGUACAUACAAUAUUAGCAUUGCAUCAGUGCAGUAUGUCUUAUUUGGAUGAAAUACACUUGAACAUUUCUAUAAUUCUUUCUCACUUUCUUGCAUGUCCAUCUCUAAGGGUUUUCCAAUGCAUGUUAUGUUAAUGCAUGUUCUGUUAAUCUAUAAUAAAUCAAAAACUAUAAUUUCAUUUGCAUGUCUUUGUCUGAAUAUGUGCAUGGGUGUCAUACCUUUCUGUUGUACAUGUUGCCUGGGGAAUAUAAUGUUUAUUGUAGCAUGAACAAAGCUCUUCCUGAUUCUGUGAUAUCGCUUAACAUCUUUAUCAGGGUCUUUUGUGCUCCAACAAAAUGCAAAACAGUUUUCUCUAUUCUCUCUCUAUUAUGUCUCUCUCUCUAUCCUGCUGACAACCAUGUCUAUUUUAAAAUGAUACCCUUCACAACACUGUUUACGUGAUUUCAUAUAAAUAUGAACAGCAAAAAAAUCUACACUUGUCAUGACAGGACCAUCCACUCAGAAAUAAACCCCCUAGUUCCUAUAACCCUAUCCCAUAAUAAGUGUGUAGAACUUGACCCUUUGACCUAUAGUAAGGUCUGGAGACUGGCUAGGCCACUCCAGGACCUUAAUGUGCUUCUUCUUGAGCCACUCCUUUGUUGCUUUGGCCGUGUGUUUUGGGUUAUUGUCAUGCUGGAAUACCCAUCCACGACCCAUUUUCAAUGCCCUGGCUGAAGGAAGGAGGUUCUCACCCAAGAUUUGAUGGUACAUGGCGCCGUCCAUCGUCCCUUUGAUGCGGUGAAGUUGUCCUGUCCCCUUAGCAGAAAAACACCCCCAAAGCAUAAUGUUUCCACCUCCAUGUUUGAUGGUGGGGAUGGUGUUCUUGGGGUCAUAGGCAGCAUUCCUCCUCCUCCAAAUACGGCGAGUUGAGUUGAUGCCAAAGAGCUCGAUUUUGGUCUCAUCUGACCACAACACUUUCACCCAGUUCUCCUCUGAAUCAUUCAGAUGUUCAUUGGCAAACUUCAGACGGGCCUGUAUAUGUGCUUUCUUGAGCAGGGGGACCUUGUGGGCGCUGCAGGAUUUCAGUCCUUCACGGCUUAGUGUGUUACCAAUUGUUUUCUUGGUGACUAUGGUCCCAGCUGCCUUGAGAUCAUUGACAAGAUCCUCCCGUGUAGUUCUCGGCUGAUUCCUCACCGUUCUCAUGAUCAUUGCAACUCCAUGAAGUGAGAUCUUGCAUGGAGCCCCAGGCCGAGGGAGAUUGACAGUUCUUUUGUGUUUCUUCCAUUUGCGAAUAAUCGCACCAACUGUUGUCACCUUCUCACCAAGCUGCUUGGCGAUGGUCUUGUAGCCCAUUCCAGCCUUGUGUAGGUCUACAAUCUUGUCCCUGACAUCCUUGGAGAGCUCUUUGGUCUUGGACAUGGUGGAGAGUUUGGAAUCUGAUUGAUUGAUUGCUUCUGUGGACAGGCGUCUUUUAUACAGGUGACAAGCUGAGAUUAGGAGCACUCCCUUUAAGAGUGUGCUCCUCAUCUCAGCUCAUUACCUGUAUAAAAGACAUCUGGGAGACAGAAAUCUUUCUGAUUGAGAGGGGGUCAAAUAUGGGGCAGAAAACUCCAUGUUUAUCAAUUUGCCUUGGUUACAGCCCUGAGUGACUCCAUGCUGGCACUGAACAGAGAUGAUCCCCGACAAUCACAUGAGAAUAUCCCAAACGGUAGAGUAUUAGUUCUAUUAGUUCCAUUUUCCUACCCCGGCCCUGCCCCCUACCUGUCAAUCAUCCAUAAGCCAAUAUGUAGACCAUACCUUAACCAUAACCUUAACCGAACCUUAACGAUAUUAGUUCCAUUCUCCUCCCCUGCCCCCUACCUGUCAAUCAUCCAUAAGCCAACAUGUAGACCAAACCAUAACCUUAACUUCACCUUAACGAUAUUAGUUCCAUUCUCCUCCCCAACCCCCUACCUGUCAACUAUCCAUACGCCAACAUCUUAACCAUUCCAGACGUCAACAUGUAUUUCCAAUAUGACUCAAUGUUGGUGUGUGAAGCAUUCAACAGAUGUUAGCUGGCUUCUGUGUACAGUUUGUUCCUUAUUGAUGAGCGUACAAUGAGUCAGGGAGUUCGCUUUACACCAAUCGGAAAUUCAAACCUGCAGUUUGUCAAUGCUGAUCUAAAGAUACAGAACCGCACAGUUAUUUUCACAUUUUCCAGCACUCUAAAAGUGAGCUAGACUAGCCUAAAUGUCAGACUGUUACCGUGGUUACAUACUGUACAGUAACUUGUGCCAGUUGUGAUAAACUAUGGAAAGAAAACGGACUAACCCUAUACUGUGCCAUAUUAUCUAAAAAGAGCAUGGGUCAGGUUGGCAUGAUAGUGUGAAAAACAUGACACCAAAAACAUGCAAAACAUUAAUGCCGAUAAAUUACAUCUGCAUGAGAUAAGAUAAGUUAAAGUUACCCGUGGCGUUAAAUAUUUCAACAGGAAAGUAUCAUAAUUUAGCUGCUUGUCAAUUAUAUCUUGAAAUGCCCUAAAUAAUUAAAUGUUUACCUUUCUGGGAGGCCUCUUUCUCUUCCUUCCUGUUUCUACAAUCACCCGUCCCCUCUCCAGCAUGCAAUCCUCUUCCAACCAAUCAGAGAGCUUGUCCCCACUGAUAGGUUAGAAGGGACUGAUUGACAGGGUUAGUGAUCAUGGCCUAUUUGUCCCUGAAGCUUACCACCUACGGCGAGAGGAGACGGACUGGUUUGACAAACCACGAGAUGGACGACCAGAGAAUGGACAAGGGCCGGACAGGAGACAGGUGACACGCACGCUCCCACACACGGCACAAGUCAUGAAGUUAAGAAAUGCCCAUAUGCACACAGACUUUUAACACAAUGCUUUACUGUUUAUUCAUUCUUGCAGAAAUAACCAACACUAAUUACAUACAUAUUAAUGUGUACAUAAUUGUGGAGACAUUUUCAAGCAUGCAUUUGUAUCAGUAACUGCAGCUAUCUGUUGGGGUGUAAUCGCCUAUAAAACACUUAUGUAGUUUCCUGUAUGUGUCUCUCAGGGGAAGGGUGUGUACUACCCCUUUCCUCACACCAGAGUCAAACUGCAGAGGGAUCCCAAGGACCGCAGUGUAUCAGGUAAGGGAAACACAGUUGACUGUACCUUGCACAUGGACACAAUCUGCAUUGCUUGCUCUUUGGAGUUUUACGCUGGGUUUCUGUAUAAGCACUUUGUGACAACUGCUGAUGUAAAACGGGCUUUAUAAAUAAACGUGAUUGAUUGAUUGAAUCACAGUUUAUCAUAUCUAUGACGUUUCUACAGCUACCAGGCAUUUACUGUAAAUUCCAUGAGAGUCAAAUUAACCAUUUAGAACAUGAAAUGUAGGACGUCUACUCCUUUUGAACUCUCAUUUAGGCUGUAAUAAACACAGCUGUCUUAGCACAGUGCCAGCUCUUAAUGUUUGUCUCGACCCAAAAUGGGGUAGACAUUUCAUGGCUCCUCUGUUGAUUUGGCACAUCUCCACUCUCAUCAGUCAUCCAUUCCGGCUCAAAAUGGCGUAUCAUUCACACACCGGAUUAGCUUUUUGCAAUUAGUCAGCAGGCCACAAAUAAAGUGCUUGUUUAUGUGGAGCCGUGUUAAAAUGAACCAUUUGUCUGUGGGAUUUGGAUGACUUGUACCCGUGUCAGAGUGUGAAAAGCGCGUAUUUACUCUUUAGUUUAAAUGGCUGUGUGUGUGUGUGUGUGUGUGCACAUAAAUGUGUGUCUACAGUCUACACUGGAUAUAUAUUCCUGUGCAUGCAUACUAUUAAUGUGUGUCUGACCACUGUACGUGCAUGUGUAUAUUUGUGUGUGUGCAUGCUUCUCACUUAUUUGUGGGUUUCUACCUCUUAAUUUCCAGGAAAUGGAUUGGGUAUCAGAGUGGUGGGAGGUAAGGAGGUUCCAGGGACCAACGGAGACAUCGGAGCCUACGUAGCUAAAGUCUUACCUGGAGGAGUUGCCCAACAGACUGGGAAGAUACUAGAGGGUAAGUUAAGGUCACACAUACUGGGAUAUAUGCUGCGCUCCUGGGUCGUAUUCAUUAGGCACCAAACUGACUGAAUCAGGGAGGGAAAGCUUGAGGAAUGACACGGAGAUGACAAAAAUAGAAGUUAAUUUGCAUUUUGUUUUGUCACCUCCAGGCAAUGGUCUAUGACUCAGUUACCAAUGUGAAGGGGGGGGGGGGGGUGGGGGCUUUAGAGAAAGAAAGGUUUGAGAGAUUUUACCCAAGCGCUUUCAGAAUUCUGAAUGUAAUGAUAUCACAGCUUUUCUUCAAUCAAAUCUCAAAAUGCAUUGUAGGUUUGGGAAAAGCUUUGGAAGUUAGCUUUGUGAUGGUAGCUUCUAUUACUCCAACUUAGCAAUGUUUGCAUUAGCGUUUCUGUUACUUUCCUUCGGUCAGGGUUUACCCAUAUUAUUUUAUUAUCAUCUCUGGGAAUGUGCUAUAACUCAAUGGCAGCGCUAGUGCCCAGAGUUGUAUAGGUCUGAAUCCAAACUAAGGGGCCUUAGGCACAACAAGCAGUAAGCAUUGUCCAUUUAUCCCUAAACAGUCAUCAUCUCACUCCUGGCCUGUUCUCAAUACAACACUACCUGAAGAUGGAUGGCUAUGUGUCGUAUUAACAGAAAUUAAUUUCAUGAGACUUAUUGAUUUGACUGGAGGGAGAACACGCACAGUGGUGCUGUGUAUCUCUCUCUCUCUCUCUCUCUCUCUCUCUCUCUCUCUCUCUCUCUCUCUCUCUCUCUUUCUCUCUCUGGUUUCUCUCUCUCUCUCUGGUCUCUCUGGUCUCUCUCUCUCAUUCUCUCUGUCUCAGUCUGGGGAUUGUACAGGGACCAUGCAGGAUGGUUGUAAAUUAGCACGGCUGUGGCCCCUGCCUUUGUAUGGGCCGUCUAUGGCCUGAUGUAUGAGAGGUGGGACGGAGGACUGUAAAGAGAAGAGGGAAGAGAUACAACCCAGAGCCACCUGGUGGGAGCUAGGGCCAUCCAUCUGUCACACUGUGUGUGUGUGUGUUAUUGUGUGUGUGUGCAUGCAUUUGGUGUGUGUGCGCUCUCUCCCCAUUUUUCUUCAUCUUUCCCUCCUUCACUCUCUCUCCCUCCCUCCCUCAUGAUCUCUUGCUUUCUCUCUGUCCCUUCCUCCCUGCACCUGAACAAUCUCUCCUCCAUCAAUUUAUCUUUGUCCUCCCUCUCUCUCUCUCUCUCUCUCUCUCUCUCUCUCUCUCUCUCUCUCUCUCUCUCUCUCUCUCUCUCUCUCUCUCUCUCUCUCUCUCUUUAUCUCUCUCUGAUUUAUCAUGGGCUUGUAUAACAGCUGUUCUUCCUCUGUGUCUGCUGUCUCAGAACGAUCUUUAACUACAGGCUGGUCUGGACCUGUGUGUGUAUUUAUCAAUGCUGUGACAAGUUGGAUCUCACCUCUGCACUAGUCUAGUAGGUCAGCUAUGGAGGCAUCAUCUUCAAUCUCUUCUGCAUACAGUCAACUCCUGGGUUGUGUUCAUUAGGGCACACCAUGGCAAAACGUUUUGCAACUGAAAAUGAACACCUGUGUUCUUCUUAUUGUACAAAUUCAGAUCCAGUACCUCUCUGUUUCAAAAUGCCCAUCAGAUAACUCCAAACAGUGCAGUGCAGAUCAUCAAUCCUCAUUCAAAUCAAAUACAUGUUAUUCUUACUCCACGUCUGCAUGCACAUAUUAAUGCACACAUUUAAGAUGAUCCCAAGAAGUUGCAUUUAUCAGAAGUAUUUGUUAUUCGAUGACUAAAACAUACAGGCCUGAAGGAGAUAGGUAGUAGUCUAGUGACACUGUUAUCUUUCACUCUAGCGGGGCUCAUUGUUUUGUCCGUGAAAACGUUACCGUGGAGAUCAGCAGCUAUUACUGUGUCAGUUCCAAACAGAAUGUCUACGUAAGGUGACACUUCCGCUGAAACUUUGGAACAUGGUUUCUCACAGUGAACGGUGUGAAUACAGAAUUGUGUCAAUUCUAGCAGGUGCGAAGGCUCAGACAGAGUGUGUGUGUGUGUGUGAUGAGUCAUACCGCCAUACUGUGUCACUGAGUAACUAGUGUGAAACUCCAUGUGGGUAACACACAGCUCAAGAGCUCUGGCGCAGUCAGAGGGCCUACCUGGCCUACGUCAAGACUCGCUUUCAUCUGUGUGAGUGCUACUGGACGGCACGGAGAGUGUGUGCAUUUGCAGUGCUGUAGGACUGGUGUGUGUGUGUGUGCCGUGUGUGUGUGUGUGCCAUGUGUGCGUGUAUGUGUGUGUGUUUGUGCGUGUGUGUGCGUGUGAGUUUGCAGUGCUUUGGCCUGAUCUGACCUCUAACUACUGACCAUGGUCAAUUCCAUUUCAAUUCAGGAAGUGAAUCGAAACUUCAGUACAAGACUUGAAAAAGCAACACUUUUCUACGCUAGAAUUUGAAUGUGAUCUCAUGUACUGACUGAAUUGAAAUUGAAUUGAUCCAACCCCUGCUACUGACCCUGUGGUCAUGUGGUUUAACUUUCUUCAAAGCAUGGGGUUGUUAGAGAAAGAGUUGAAGUUCAUAGGAGGCUGCACAGCAGUGUGUUUUGGUGUUAAAACAUGAGUCAUUGGUAGUGUGUGUUAUAGAUGAUGGUGUGGUCUGUUUCUGUAUGUGUGUGUGUGUGAGGUGAUACACUUUACACUUAGCUAAUUGGUUUCAGUUUUCGAGUGUGAUAAUUAGGUGUGAUACACUUCAUAUAAUAAACUAACUGUGUGUGUGUGUGUGUGUGUGUGUGUGUGUGUGUGUGUGUGUGUGUGUGUGUGUGUGUGUGUGUGUGUGUGUGUGUGUGUGUGUGGGUGUGUGUGUGUGUGUGUGUGUGUGUGUGUGUGUGUGUGCGUGUGUGAAUAUAGGAAUGCAGGUGCUGGAGUGGAACGGGCUUCCUCUGACGGGGAAGACCUACGAGGAAGUGCAGGGGCUUGUGGUACAGCAGUGUGGCGAGGCAGAACUCUGCGUGAGACUGUGAGCAUCUUUUCUCCUCUCCCUCUCCGUCUCACUUUCUCUCUGUGACUCUCUCUCCCUUUGUUAUUGGUCUUAGGCUACCUCUCUCUCUGUUCCUGUCACUUUUUCUCUCUCUCUAUGUCUCUCCCUCUCCUUCUCACUUUCUCUCUGUCCAGCUACCUUCCUCUCGCUCUUCUCCCUUUAUACUUUAUGAUUUGAGGGAGGAGGAGGAGGAAUUUAAGCCGUAAGAUAUAUAUUUCAGCGCAGCCAGCUACACUCACUGAUGAGAGCCUUGCGGGGGUUCCACCUCAAGUAUUUGAAAGUGAGCAGUCUUCAUUAGCUUCAGUAGUUCUCUAGAGUGGGUUGUUUCUGAUUCACAUAGAAUACGUUUAUUUUUAAAUUCAUCUCAUUGCCUCGGACUCCCUCACUUUACUGGUUACUUGUGUCUCACACACUCAUCUCUGUCCUCUCUUUUUGACACCAUUUCUUUCUCUUUUCUCUCUUCCCAUCCUGUCUCUUUCUCUCUCUCUUACCCUCUCUCUCUUUCUUUCUCUCAAUCUGGUCUCUCUCUCUCUAUUUCUCUCAAUCUGGUCUCUCUCUCUCUCAAUCUGGUCUCUCCCUCUCUCUCUCUUAGAGAUCUGAACAUGCUGUCUGACUCGGAGGGCUCUCAGCACCUUGAUCUCCCGGACCAGAGCAAACCAGGUAGAGUAAGAGCUGAUCCUCUUCACCCCAGGGUGUCCCCUCUCUCUAUUUUCUCCUUUUGUUCACGCUCUUUCUCUCUGCUAUCUUCCCCCUCUCUCUCAUUUUUCUCAGCUAUUAUCCCUCUCUUGCCAACUUCCCCAACUCUCCUCUCCUCUCCUCUCCUCUCCUCUCCUCUCCUCUCCUCUCCUCUCCUCUCCUCUCCUCUCCUCUCCUCUCCUCUCCUCUCCUCUCCUCUCCUCUCCUCUCCUCUCCUCUCCUCUCCUCUCCUCUCCUCUCCUCACUAAAGGUGCAAAAGCCCUUAAGGUUCUGCAACUAGAAUAUUUCAGUCACUAUGGCCUCUAUCACAGUGAAUGAUUCCAUAACUUCAAACAUCUGUGUGUGUGUGUUUCUCUUUGUGAAUUUGUGUCCAUACGUGUGUGUCUGUGCUCUAGGUGACAGACCCCCCAGGUCUCCGGGGGUGGAUCCGAAGCAGCUGGCUGCAGAGCUGCAGAAGGUGUCCCAGCAGCAGGCUCCUCCCCCUACCACCGCCACGUCCUCCUCCUCCACGGCGGGGGGAGAGAAAGGUCCCCACUCUGCCAUCUCAGGCACCGCCUCGGCCGCCUCUAGCGCCAUCCAGAGUCCGGGCCAGCCGGGGUCGCCCUCCGUCAGCAAGAAACGCCACAGCAGCAAGGUGAAAGUGUGGAGGGUGAUGUGGAGCUAAAUUGAACACAGGCAACGUCUUCUGGUUGCAUAACUAGAACAUAUUUUAUGUUCAAAAGAACUGUCUAAUUUUCAAUAGACAGGCAAUUCUAUAUCGACACAUACUGUAUGUUGUAUGCAUUUUAGUUUGAAAGCGUUUCUAACUAAUCUUAUGCAUAAUUCUGUACUCACUGUCAGUUAUUUGUAUGCACACAUCCACAACUGCUGUUCCUAAAUGUGUUUCUCUCUUGUCUUCCAGUCUGCAGACGCAGUGAAGACACAAUCCCACCCUGUUACUGGAGAGAUACAGGUCAGCUGACCAAGCCUUGUUUUGAGAUUCCUUGACUCACCACUGCUUGUAUAUUCAUACACUUCAUAACGCGCUUUUAUUUACUAAGACCGAUCGUCUCAUUGAGAUUUCACCCCAUUAUGAUUCCACUGUCUCUUGAUUUUGCAGCUUCAAAUCAACUAUGACAAGCAGCUGGGGAACCUGAUUGUCCACGUGCUCCAAGCCAGGAACCUGGCCCCCAGAGACAACAAUGGCUACUCAGACCCCUUUGUCAAAGUCUACCUCCUACCUGGGAGGGGGUGAGUCUAUGGGAUACGCUACGAGUAGGGUUUACAAAAUUCUGGUAACUUUCACCAAAUUCCCAGGUUUUCCAUAAGUCAGGAGAGAAUAAGUGGCUUAUCCAGAAUCCUCCAAUCAGGAUUUCUGGAAAACCUGGGAAUUUGGGGAAACUUAACAGAAUUCUACAACCAUACCAAAGAGAGAAAGCUAGUCUGGAAUCCAAACUGAAUAUCACUAUUUUUUCAUUGAAAUUAAAGUAUAUUCAAUUUAGUUUCCAGGCAAGCAGAGAGGAGUGGUAUUCCGUUUGGAUUCAAGGCUAUAGCAGAGAGGAGUGGUAUUCAGUUUGGAUUCAAGGCUAUAGCAGAGAGGAGUGGUAUUCCGUUUGGAUUCAAGGCUAUAGCAGAUAGGAGUGGUAUUCCGUUUGGAUUCAAGGCUAUAGCAGAGAGGAGUGGUAUUCAGUUUGGAUUCAAGGCUAUAGCAGAGAGGUGUCACGAUCGUCGAUAGAAGUGGACCAAUGCGCAGCGUGAUAAGUGAACAUACUUCUUUAUUUAGAGUACCACAACGAACAAAACAACAAAACGAUACGUGAAGUCCUUAGUAACAGACACAAACCAUACACGGAACAAGAUCCCACAACACACUGUGGAAAACAGGCUGCCCAAGUAUGGUUCCCAAUCAGAGACAACAAUCAACAGCUGAUUCACGUUGCCUCUGAUUGAGAACCACACCGGCCAACAUAGAAAACACAUCAGCUAGAUAAUGAACCUCGAACACAAAAUCAUAGAAACUACACACCCUGGCUCAACAUAACAGAGUCCCAGAGCCAGGGCGUGACAAGAGGAGUGGUAUUCAGUUUGGAUUCAAGGCUAUAGCAGAGAGGAGUGGUAUUCAGUUUGGAUUCUAGGCUAUAGCAGAGAGGAGUGGUAUUCAGUUUGGAUUCUAGGCUAUAGCAGAGAGGAGUGGUAUUCAGUUUGGAUUCAAGGCUAUAGCAGAGAGGUAGGGACAGAAACACUGGAACAAGUCAAGUCAAGGAGAGAACAAUCUCUUUGGUGAGAGAAGUCAAGUAUACUUCACAGACCACCUAUAGUAGCUUACACACUACAACCAUUAUGUAAGUCUUUCACUUUUCAUCCUUGCUCUGUUGCUGUGCUCUGUCGAUGUAUCUAUGCUCUGUAAUGUUACCAGAGCAUUUCCUUGUCGGAUGUACAUCACUGUGAGUUAAUAAUGAACUGUGUCAUAUCGCAGUGAAAGCAUUAUCGAUAGCAGUGUCGAAUGGUUUUGUGGUAAAGUGUUACUGUAAUUGUUUUAAGUGUAUAUAAAACACUGGAAAGGUGAUUAGGUUAGUAGGCCUUGCCAUGGUAAAUAUAUGAAUUUCAGGUCAUGUAGACAAACACAUUCAUACGGAAUAAAUGCAUAGAACUGAGAUUACCAUUAAAACCAUGGCUAGACCACUUCAAAAGGUGGCCAUUUUGGAAAGCUCAAAACUAACUCCCAUUCAUCUUAAAAUCGAUUUACGAUUGAUUUUAGCUGGCCAUUUUUUGUGUUCUAUGCACCACCCACACCUGAUGUCAGAUACCAUACCACUAUGAUAAGCCUGUUACAAGCCUGUUACAUGACAUGAAAUUGAAUUACCAUUCUAGGACCUCUAUUUCUAUGUAGACAUUUGAUAUCUAGUUUUUAUGAAGGGCGUCAGCGUCAAACGAGACAUGUGUAAUACCCUAAAGAGUAUGUAAAUUAUGUUAUAUUUUGCCAUGUAGUUCUGAUGAGUUUUCCCCUUUGCUCUUGUUGCUAGGCGGAAUAGAGCAGGGAAAUCAAUAAGACUCAUAAUAGCUUGUAAUACGAUCCACACUGUAGCCGUCUGGAUCUCAGUGCUUAAUGUAAUUAUGUUGUGUUGUAAUCAGCUCUCCCACCUACCCAACCCUUAUCUAUGGGGUCCUUAGGGACCACUGGACCUUUACAAUGUAACACACAUACAUAUACAAGCACACACAUGCUGGGGGAUAAUGCACACUCACAAUACACACAGACACAUUCCUCUCUCACUGCCCCAACACACAUCCUGUGCCCCAUGCCCACUUCCCUGUUACUGACCUCCCCAAACACACACACGCACACACCUGAACCCUCACUUAACCCCCCCCCCCCCCCCCCUCUCGACACUGACCCUUGUUUCUGUAUGCUGUUCUUAUAUUUAAUGCAUGCUGGACCCAUUCAGUCAGGUCAUGGUUGUCCAGAAUGCCAGGUAUGUGAAUUGCCCACUCUGACUUUUGACUUUGAUGGUUGCCGUUAGGUUGUAGUAACGUUGUUGAUGGACCGGGAUUAUGAUGACGAUUGAUUUGAAGGCUCAGGGCCCAAUGCAUGUGGAGCUCGUGACGAGUGUGUAACCCCAGCAAGUCACUAUAUACUCACUCUAACACCUUUCCACUCCCAUGUAUUGUACACUUCUGCCCUAUGCCCUCAUAUUGUUCCCUACACCCUUAGAUUGUGUUCUAAUAUGCAUACUACAGUAGACUCUACCUCUAAUCGCUAUGAUAUGCCCUAACAUAUGAUCCCCACUUUCCCCUAACUAAUUUCCCUACAUGUCUGUCAGAUAUAUAAAUAGUUUUUCUAACAUUGUGUUUUACUUUGUACCUCACCCUGACGUUGUUCUUGAUAUUGUGAUUUACGUUGUAUCCAGUGUUGUUCCCUAUAGUCUUCCAUUUUAAAUGUGCCCUAAAUUGUUCCCUACUCCCUUACAUUGUGCCCUACACCCUAACAUUGUGCUAUUGUGCUCUGAAUUUCUGUGUUUUGUGUGUGUGUGAGUGUGUGUGAGAGAGUGUGUGUGAGUGUGAGAGUGAGAGAGUGUGUGUGAGUGUGAGUGUGUGUGUGAGUGUGAGUGUGUGAGUGUGUGUGUGUGUGAGUGUGUGAGUGUGUGUGUGUGUCUGUGUGUACGUAGGCUACGUGUGUGCGAGUGUGUGUAUGUGUGUGUGUGUGUGUGCAAGUGUGUAUGCGUGUGUGUGUGUUUACAUAGUCUACAGGUGUGUGUGUGUACCUUGCUAAUGGCCUGCUCUGUCUACGUGUCUGUGUGUGAUUCCAGUGCUGAGAAUAAGAGGAGAUCAAAACAAGCUGGCAAGAGUCUGAACCCAGAGUGGAACCAGACUGUCAUCUAUAAGAACAUCCACCUGGAACAGGUACUGGUACAGUAUCACUAGCUGCUUUUGGAAUAACCACAAUGUCCUGUGUAUUUGACGUGUGUUGGUUACUGUGAAUACUGCAUUUGUGAGUUUAGAGGAAUAAUAAUGUGUGUUGUGUGUGUGUGUGCGCGCUGUGUUUCAGCUGAGGAAGAAGAUGCUGGAGGUGAGCGUGUGGGACUACGACAAGUGCUCCUCCAAUGACUUUCUGGGAGAGGUGAGAGAGAGAGACAUGCAUUUUGUCCAUAGCACUUCUGUGAGGGUGACAUACAUUACUGUGAUGCUGCUGUAAGUUACCUAUAAGUAGCAGCCAUCCACUAUGUGAGGUUGAUGUUAAAGGGGCUGUGUGUGGGUGUUCUUCUAGGUGUUGAUGGACCUGUCCAACACGGCUAACAUGGAUAACGUCCCACGCUGGCUCCCUCUGAAGGAACAGAGUGAGGGAGAGCACCACCGGCGCUCCCUUCCAGCACAGGGGCGCCAGCACUCCCCCAAGCCCCCCUCGCAGCACGCCUCCCCCAAAACCCCCGCCCACGGUAAAGAGGACUCCCCAAAGCCCCCCUCGCAGCACGCCUCCCCCAAAACCCCCUCCCACGGGAACCAGGACUCGCCCAAGUCAUCGGUCAUCAAGAGCCGGAGCCACGGGAUCUUUCCUGAUCCAGCCAAAGGUAGGAGAGGUCCAGUCUUUCUCAUCCCUUUGGCCUCAUAGUCAUCAUGAACAACCUACCGUACUCCUUUCUCUCUAUCUGUACCUGUUCUUGUUCUCUCUCCCCUCUCUCCCUCGUUUUCUCUCUCUCUCUCUCUCUCUCUCUCUCUCUCUCUCUCUCUCUCUCUCUCUCUCUCUCUCUCUCUCUCUCUCUCUCUCUCUCUCUCUCUCUCUCUCUCGUUUUCUCUAGCUGUCUUUGUCUCUCUCUAUCUUUCUGCCUAUCUAUCUAUCUGCCUGUCUCUCUCUUUUUCUCUGCCUGUCUCUCUCUUUCUCUCUGUCUAUCUCUUUCUAUCCUGUCUCUGUCACUUUAUUUCUUUCCUUCUCUCUCGCCAUUCUGACUCACCCAUUAUAGCUUUGGCUUCAUGCUCUUUGCUUUGCCAUGUUUUUAUUUUCUGUUGUUGCCAUGACUCCACUCAGCUCAGAUUUUUCCUACUCUCAGCUUCCUCCAUUCCCGUUCUUACACAACAUGGCCGUGGAAGGCUUUGAAAACAACCCCCAUCUCCUCAGUCUUAACCCUAAACUUAAUUGGAAAACCCCAAAUUUAAGUGGAAAACCCUAAAGUUAUGUGGCCCAAACAAGUGGAAAAUACCCACUUCCAAAGGGUCAUUUAGACAGGGCGCUACAUAAUGUGGCAUGUAGCUUAGUUACUAGCUAGCCCUGAUGUAAAAACAGAAGAGCACAACAACAGAUGGUAGCUUUAAUGGAAAUGGUAGAUGGUAAUUGGUGAAUUUGGUUGUUCUAGACACGCAGGUGCCCACUAUUGAGAAAUCUCACAGUAGCCCCGGCACGUCGAAGCCUUCCCCGUCCGAGGGCCAUAGCCAACAUACGCCACGCGCGGCUCCACGUGCGGCGCCUCGCAAAAGUGCAAGGCAACACCAGCAGGAUGGCGCCGGCGGUGUCGCAGUAGCAACGGGUGAAGCUCUGGCUCCGCAGCAACAGCACCGCCUCCAACCAAGUAAAAGACGCAAAUAAAGCCUCCGCAGCAUGGCCGCCUCGCGCUCAUCUGUUCUCCCUUCUGUCCAGUUUGAGCUGUUUUCUUUCAUUUCUCUUUUUUCCCCGUUUCCUUCUAUUUUCUUCCCCUCCUUUUUUGUACAUUUGUCCUACUUCUGGUCCCUUCCGUAUUCACGGUGUGCCCACCUCUCACUGCUUCUCUUCGGUGUGUAGAUCUGGCAUCACACUUACUGUACUGAAGCACUUCCUGUUUUAGAGUUUACUCCUAAGUUUGCCCUGUUUCAAUGAACCGCCAGAGCCACAAAGAUUGCUGUUAAAAGCAUUUUAAACUCCAUUGGUUAAAAGUUUGAUAAGAAGGAAUAUACAAUUACUACAAUGAAACUAACUUUUCUAAAAACAGACACUAAACCCUCUGUUAAAUGAUGUCAUAAAUUGAAACUAAACGUUUAAAUAACGAAUCAUAAGGUUGCAGGCUUAAUCAUCCUCCCCUAAACCAAGUUUGUUUCAAACAUUCUUUUAAAUGUUCUUGUGUUAAUUAAUUUUGUAAGACAGUUAACAGAAUGUCGCAGAAUGACAACGAUGAUCUUAAACAAGACUGACUCCCAACAAACAAGUAGGGCUUUUGAAAGGUCACUUUGGGACCACUUGUCAAUCAGUGCCAGAACACAGCACCACUGCCAGUGCUCUCACAUGACUAGUCAAGCCAAUGACUACCAUGGUACACACAGUAGACUCAGCAGAUUAGUAGACACAGUAUGUUUUAUUCAGUUUGGACUAGCCAUGGUAUCAUGGUCCAAGAGAGUGAAGGCUAGGAAUUACCAUUAGAUAGCACUUGAAUCGUUUGAUCUACCUGAUCCAAGCUCCCUCCGUUUAAAUUUCACUAUCCCUUUUUUUCCCUGUGGUGUGGACUUAUUUUGUUCUGUUUUAUACCAAAAUGGCCGGCUUUCUGAAGCUACUCCACUCUGAGACGGCUGUGCAUGCAGUCCGCUGCCCCUCUCCCACCCACCCUUUUUUUUUUUUUUUGGACCACAAUGCACUUCAGUAGAUGCUGCACGCCCCACCCCUAUGUGACGUGGAGGGGCGGGGCGACUACGCACCGCGUUCUGUGGCUGCAUGUGACUGACAGUAAAGCUGGUUUCCAUGGUGAUGAUAUUCCUGCUUUCUGAGUCUCCAUCUCGCCCCGCCCCCUGCCCCCGGCCUUGACCUCUGCCCUCUACCCCCUUGGCGUGACCCUGUCCCGCGCCUGCGCCCCUUACCCCCUCCAGUCUCCUACCCCCCAGCCCAAAGAGGCCGCCUCUCCCUGAGGCACCACAGACACAGCAUAGUGGGCGUGCUCACCAUUCAGAAAGCCCAAUCCGAUUCGCUCCCUGCCCCGCCGGGCCCGGCAACAUCAGCCAAUGGGAGCCAAGCAGACGGCAGACACCUGACCUUCAGGAAAGCCAUGUCUGAAGAGAGGCCACAGAGGGAAGGAGGUGAGAGUUGCACGUCUCUGUCGUGUGACUGACUGCAGAGAGGCAGGCUGGGAUACUACUAACGCACACCUGCAGAAAGAGAGAGAUCUGACAACAUACAACAGACAAAAAGAGAUCUGACAAGCUACAAUAGACAGAAAGGGAAAUUAGGAGAGAUUGUGACCUAGAGAGAGAAAGAAAGAUAGAAAGAGAGAGAGAGUGAGAGAGAGAGAGUGAGAGAGAGCUAACACACAGCCACACAGCCAGCCACACAGCCAGAGAUUCAUGCAGUGAGACACAAUUUCUUAAUGGCCGCCGACACAGUUUGCUAAUACCAGGAAAUGGACUAUCAAUCCAGGGCUCUGGCAUUGUUCCCUAACAAUAAAUCAGGCUUUGUAUGUAUGUAUGCAUGUAUGUAUGUAUGUAUGUAUGUAUGUAUGUAUGUAUGUAUGUAUGUAUGUGUAUGUACAGUACCAGUCAAAAGUUUGGACACACCUACUCAUUCCAGGGUUUUUCUUUUCUUUUUAAUUUUCUUUACAUUGUAGAAUAAUAGUGAAGACAUCAAAACUAUGAAAUAACAUAUAUGGAAUCAUGUAGUAACCAAAAAAGUGUUAAACAAAUCAAAAUAUAUUUUAUAUUUGAGAUUCUUCAAAUAGCCACCCUUUGCCUUGAUGACAGCUUUGCACACUCUUGGCAUUCUCUCAACCAGCUUCACCUGGAAUGCUUUUCAUCAAGGCAAAGGGUGGCUAUUUGAAGAAUCUCAAAUAUAAAAUAUAUUUUGAUUUGUUUAACACUUUUUUGGUUACUACAUGAUUCCAUAUGUGUUAUUUCAUAGUUUUGAUGUCUUCACUAUUAUUCUACAAUGUAGAAAAUAGUUUAAAAAAAGAAAAACCCUGGAAUGAGUAGGUGUGUCCAAACUUUUGACUGGUACUGUAUGUAUAUGUAUAUACACUACCAGUCAAAAGUUUGGACCCACCUACUCAUUCAAACUUUUGAUUGGUACUGUAUAUACAGUGCCUUGCAAAAGUAUUCAUCCCCCUUGGCGUUUUUCCUAUUUUGUUGCAUUACAACCUGUAAUUUAAAUGGAUUUUUAUUUGGAUUUCAUGUAAUUGACAUACACAAAAUAGUCCAAAUUGGUGAAGUGAAAUGUACAAAUAAAAAUCUAAAAAUUCUAAAGAAUAAAUAACGGAAAAGUGGUGCGUGCAUAUGUAUUCACCCCCUUUGCUAUAAAGUGGUGCGUGCAUAUGUAUUCACCCCCUAAGUCACAUAAUUAGUUAAAUAAAGUCCUGUUUAAUAAAUAAAACACCUGUUUGCACCUGUUUGCAAUCUAAGUGUCACAUGAUCUGUCACAUGAUCUCAGUAUAUAUACACACCUGUUCUGAAAGUCCCCAGAGCCUGCAACACCACUAAGCAGGGGGCACCACCAAGCAAGCGGCACCAUGAAGACCAAGGAGCUCUCCAAACAGGUCAGGGACAAAGUUACAGAAUACAGAUCAGGGUUGGGUUAUAAAAAAAUAUCAGAAACUUUGAACAUCCCACGGAGCACCAUUAAAUCCAUUAUUAAAAAAUUGAAAGAAUAUGCACCACAACAAACCUGCCAAGAGAGGGCCGCCCACCAAAACUCACGGACCAGGCAAGGAGGGCAUUAAUCAGAGAGGCAACAAAGAGACCAAAGAUAACCCUGAAGGAGCUGCAAAGCUCCACAGCGGAGAUUGGAGUAUAUUACCAUAGGACCACUUUAAGCCGUACACUGCACACCGUACACUGCACAUCCCCACAGCAUCAUGCUGUGGGGAUGUUUUUCAUCGGCAGGGACUGGGAAACUGGUCAGAAUUGAAGGAAUGAUGGAUGGCGCUAAACACAGGGAAAUUCUUGAGGGAAACCUGUUUGAGUCUUCCAGAGAUUUGAGACUGGGACGGAGGUUCACCUUCCAGCUGUACAAUGACCCUAAGCAUACUGCUAAAGCAACACUCGCGUGGUUUAAGGGGAAACAUUGAAAUGUCUUGGAAUGGCCUAGUCAAAGCCCAGACCUCAAUCCAAUUGAGAAUCUGUGGUAUGACUUAAAGAUUGCUGUACACCAGCGGAACCCAUCCAACUUGAAGGAGCUGGAGCAGUUUUGCCUUGAAGAAUGGGCAAAAAUCCCAGUGGCUAGAUGUGCCAAGCUUAUAGAGACAUACCCUAAGAGACUUGCAGCUGUAAUUGCUGCAAAAGGUGGCUCUACAAAGUAUUGACUUUAGUGGAGUGAAUAAUUAUGCACGCUCAAGUUUUCUGUUCUUUUGUCUUAUUUAUUGUUUGUUUCACAAGAAAAAAUAUUUUGUAUCUUCAAAGUGGUAGGCAUGUUGUGUAAAUCAAAUGAUACAAACCCUCCAAAAAUCAAUUUUAAUUCCAGGUUGUAAGGCAACAAAAUAGGAAAAAUGCCAAGGGGGGUGAAUACUUUUGCAAAAAAUGCAGACAACUACAUUGAUUGAAGUUACAAUAUAUCUGCAGUAUUAAACUGAUCUACCCCCUACAAAAAAAUAAAAAAAUAAGAAGAAGAAUAAGAAGAAGAAGAAGAAGAAGAAAUUCAUAAUAAAUCAGGCUUGACAGCAAUUACCAUAAAACCAUUAAGCAAUAAGGCCCGAGGGGGUGUGGUAUAUGGCCAAUAUACCACGGCUAAGGGUUGUUUUUAGGCACAUCGCAGCAACGCAGAGUGCUAGGACACAUCCUUUAGCUGUGGUAUAUUGGCCAUAUAAAUUAUCAAAUACCCCCGAGGUGCCUUAUUGCUAUUAUAAACUGGUUACCAACGUAAUUAGAGCAGUAAAAAUAAAUGUUUUGUCAUACGCGUCAUAUACGGUCUGAUAUACCACGGCUGUCAGCCAAUCAGCAUUCAGGGCUCGAACCACCCAGUUUAUAAUACUUUAUAAAGUACCUGUACACUUUUUUACUCCGUUUUCCCUUGGGUCCUUUAAUGGUACUAGCAAACUUUUAUUUUAUCUUGUCGUGUCGAGAGGCCUGAGAGAGAAGAGCGUCGGCAUAGAUCCAGUUUCAUGUCACUUGACUCACACAUUCCACGCCAUGCUAUUCACAACCGACCAGUCAUACUCUAUCUUACCACUGCACUUAUGUAACAGAGGUGGUUUUGUGAGUAACCUUGCCAGAGCUGAAGAAGUGAUUUAAACCUGUUUUGGCAUUAAGAUCCCCGAGCUAAUGCCUAGGCUUUAGCUCAGCUGGCUAACACAGUCUUGUGGAACAAAGAAGUCCCAGGCCAAACCCAAUCAGUAACACACUUACUUAGGAGUUGCUGUGAAUAUAAACAGUGCAUUCAUUAUACCUGACUUUUGCAAGGCAAAGACAUAAAUAGGCAUUUAAACGAUGCAAGUUUUUAAAAACUACGAUCAAUUACUAAGAUGUACAGUGGGGAAAAAAAGUAUUUAGACAGCCACCAAUUGUGCAAGUUCUCCCACUUAAAAAGAUGAGAGAGGCCUGUAAUUUUCAUCAUAGGUACACGUCAACUAUGACAGACAAAAUGAGGAAAAAAAAUCCAGAAAAUCACAUUGUAGGAUUUUUAAUGAAUUAUUUGCAAAUUAUGGUGGAAAAUAAGUAUUUGGUCAUUAAACAAAAGUUUCUCAAUACUUUGUUAUAUACCCUUUGUUGGCAAUGACACAGGUCAAACGUUUUCUGUAAGUCUUCACAAGGUUUUCACACACUGUUGCUGGUAUUUUGGCCCAUUCCUCCAUGCAGAUCUCCUCUAGAGCAGUGAUGUUUUGGGGCUGUCGCUGUGGUUGAGAUCUGGAGACUGGCUAGGCCACUCCAGGACCUUGAAAUGCUUCUUACGAAGCCACUCCUUCGUUGCCCGGGCGGUGUGUUUGGGAUCAUUGUCAUGCUGAAAGACCCAGCCACAUUUCAUCUUCAAUGCCCUUGCUGAUGGAAGGAGGUUUUCACUCAAAAUCUCACGAUACAUGGCCCCAUUCAUUCUUUCCUUUACACGGAACAGUCGUCCUGGUCCCUUUGCAGAAAAACAGCCCCAAAGCAUGAUGUUUCCACCCCCAUGCUUCACAGUAGGUAUGGUGUUCUUUGGAUGCAACUCAGCAUUCUUUGUCCUCCAAACACGACGAGUUGAGUUUUUACCAAAAAGUUCUAUUUUGGUUUCAUCUGACCAUAUGACAUUCUCCCAAUCCUCUUCUGGAUCAUCCAAAUGCACUCUAGCAAACUUCAGACGGGCCUGGACAUGUACUGGCUUAAGCAGGGGGACACGUCUUGCACUGCAGGAUUUGAGUCCCUGGCGGCGUAGUGUGUUACUGAUGGUAGGCUUUGUUACUUUGGUCCCAGCUCUCUGCAGGUCAUUCACUAGGUCCCCCCGUGUGGUUCUGGUAUUUUUGCUCACCGUUCUUGUGAUCAUUUUGACCCCACGGGGUGAGAUCUUGCGUGGAGCCCCAGAUCGAGGGAGAUUAUCAGUGGUCUUGUAUGUCUUCCAUUUCCUAAUAAUUGCUCCCACAGUUGAUUUCUUCAAACCAAGCUGCUUACCUAUUGCAGAUUCAGUCUUCCCAGCCUGGUGCAGGUCUACAAUUUUGUUUCUGGUGUCCUUUGACAGCUCUUUGGUCUUGGCCAUAGUGGAGUUUGGAGUGUGACUGUUUGAGGUUGUGGACAGGUGUCUUUUAUACUGAUAACAAGUUCAAACAGGUGCCAUUAAUACAGGUAACGAGUGGAGGACAGAGGAGCCUCUUAAAGAAGAAGUUACAGGUCUGUGAGAGCCAGAAAUCUUGCUUGUUUGUAGGUGACCAAAUACUUAUUUUCCACCAUAAUUUGCAAAUAAAUUCAUUAAAAAUCCUACAAUGUGAUUUUCUGGAUGAUUUUUUCUCAAUUUGUCUGUCAUAGUUGACGUGUACCUAUGAUGAAAAUUACAGGCCUCUCUCAUCUUUUUAAGUGGGAGAACUUGCACAAUUGGUGGCUGACUAAAUACUUUUUUCCCCCACUGUAAUUGUGAUGAUUUGUAUAACAAAUUGAAAAAUUACUUAUAAGUAACUUUACGUCAAUGUGUUUUAGAGUAAAAUUAUUAGUUAGCCCCACAAAGCAGACACACACUUAGUCCAACAUUUAGAUUACUAACGCGUAAUAGGGUCUGUGGGCCUUUUGUUUGGUCUGUUGUGAACAUAUUAAUGUUGCUUAACAUUUGAUACUAUUUCUCUGGAUCGUUAUGUGUCUGUGUCCUUGUGUUCUCUCUGUGUGUCCAGUGAUGAACCAGUUUGAAAAUGUUGUCUUGUUUAUGUGUGAGGGAUAAACAUCUGCCCAUACCUGUAUGCUUCAUGCCUGUCUUCUAUAGCAUUGUGGUGCUAUUCAUAAUAACAAUUUGGUGUGUAUUGGAGGAGAGGUGUUGGCUGCCCUUAAUCUGUAGAUCAAACACACACACACACACACACCAUGUUAUGUCACGUAAGGUGGAAGAGCUAUCCAUCACACUCAAAGUGCUAAAUAAUAUUUGAUAUGGUAACAGUAGGCAUGGGUGGUGUAAUACUCUAACUUAACUGAAACCAAAGGAGAAAAGUUACCAAGGCCUUUAUUGAGACCCAUAGUGCACCCACAUAAGGCAGUACAUUCUCAACCAGGCCUGUAUGGGGCUCCCUCUCUCUCUCUCUCUGUCUCUCGUGACCUGUGUGGUCCAAUCUCCAUACAGCACGGCCCGGCAGGUCCGGUGACGCCCCGGUAACAGCCGCCUCAUUGGACAGCGGUCUGAGUGGCAGUGCUUACAGCCUAUUGGAGGAAGAGGGCGGGACUAAUGCUGUGGACAGUGCCAUCUUCCAGGUCCCUCGGUUGUGAGUUUGGUUGUUGUAUAUAUUUUACACUGUUUGUUCUAUAGACACUGAGUGUACAAAACAUGCUCUUUCCAUGACAUAGACUGACCAGGUGAAACUAUGAUCCCUUAUUGAUGUCACUUGUUAAAUCCCCUUCAAUCAGUGUAGAUGAAGGGGAAGAGACAGGUUAAAGAAGGAUUUGUUAAGCCUUGAAAGAAUUGAGGGGGAUGGGGGUACAUGUUUAGUACAUUCAGUGUAUAUAUUUCUGUAUUUUGAUAUAAUCUUGUCCCGGACAGUGGGAAGAUUCCAAAUGGCACCGACGUGAUGAUAUCACCAAUGGGCCAUAUGGACUCUGAGGGUAAGUCACAGUGGUGUGUGUGCAUGUGUGUGUGUGUGUGUGUGCAUGCGUGUGUGUGUGUGCGUGUGUGUGGAUACCCCCUGGAGGUGGAAGUGUAAUUCUAUGGUGUGCAUGCAUGUGUGUGUAUAGGUGUGAGUAUGUCCUUGUGAGCUUCAGUGUGUACAGUAUGUGUCAACACAUCCCUCAGAUAUAACUAUGGUUAGCUGGUCUGCUCUCUAGGGCAGGUUUAGUUGAAUCCCAGUGUGAGUGUUGUGAUUGUUGUGAAGUCAUCAGGAAGUAACAGCACCAGUCACAUUCAUCUGACCUUAUGAGCACACUUCAUACAGUACUGACACGUGUCAUGGAAGGAACACUCUAGUGAUCAGUGGAGGCUCCUCAGAGGAGGAAGUGGAGGACCAUCAUCCUUAAUGGAUUUCAUAAAAAUAAAAAUAGUGAAACAUUAAAAAAGUUAUCCUUUUUAGAUAAAACUACACUAAAUGUAUUCACGUCACCAAAUAAUUUAUUAAAACACUGUUUUGCAAUGACGGUCUACAGUAGCCACAGCAGCACCGUAGGACGUCCGCCAACCUAUCAGAGCUCUUGAAGCAUGAACUGACAUGUUGUCCACCCAAUCAAAGGAUCAGAGAAUGAAUCUAGUACUGAAAGAAUAUGCUCAGCUAGCUAGCACUGCAGUGCACAAAAUGUGGUAAGUAGUUGACUCAAAGAGAAAGACAAUAGUUGAACAGUUUUCAACAAAUUCAUUCUUUAAAAAUGAAGAGGAAGCAAGAGAAAGAGAGAGAGUUAUAUUUAGUUGUAUUUUUGUUCACUUUCACUUAGCUAGAAAAUGCAGCUAGCUAGCUUAGCCUACUCAAACACCCGGCUCAAACAGAGAGGGAUGCAAUGUUAGCUAGCUGGCUAUGGCUAUCCAACACUGGAACUCUUCCAAGUCAAGGUAAGCUUUUGGUUUUAUUCAUUUAUUGCCACCGGGGCCCGCCGGUGUAACUGCUAAACUGCUUGCUGCUGACUGUACACUGUACUGCAUGAUUAUAGCGGGUGUACUAAUGCGUUAGUUCUAGUAGCUAUGUUGACUAUGACGUUAAUAUGGUGACAAUGAUGUAGGCUGUGUGUAGCAGUUAGCGGUUAUGAUAUGAAGGUUUGCUUGGAAAGGUUUUUUCGCCUGGUCACAGACAGCUAAUGUGUUGUGCAUUGAAGUCCACAAGCAAGGGAAAAGAUGAGAGGAGGAGAGCACGUAGAUGUGAUAAGGGAAUAUACAACGAUCAAAGGGAUCAAAGUGAACUGUGUUUGCAUGUGAUCAGGGGUGUAUUCAUUCCGCUGAUUCUGUUGAAAAAACAUUUCUUAAAUGGAAGUAAACGGAACAAAACAGGGAUAAACAUACCUGAAUUUGUCCAAUGGAAAACUCUUGUUUGCAACUGUUGGACUAAUGAUUACACCCUAGCUCAGCUUGAUGCAGGCAAGAGUGUGCAAGGCGGUAAUGUGCACCUACAUUGUAAACUUUCAUUCAUAGGCUAGGUUGUAGCAACCUCAUGAUGGGUAUAGGGAAAAUUGGGUUAUCCUGUAGUAGCCUAAACCUAUCGCUGUUACAUUGACCUGGGUGAAUGGAAUAUCAAUGACAGUCAUCCAAUAUGCUGUAAUAGAAAUAAAGCCAUGCUCAUUAAAAAAAUAAUAUCGUCCUCCCUCUUAAAUGGCACUGACCGCCACUGGUGUGUAAUUGAACUAACGUGAGUGUGUGUGUGUGUGUAGGUAAGACCCAGGUAAUGGGGGAGAUCAAGAUAGCUCUGAAGAAGGAGCUGAAGACAGAGGGAGACCAGCUGGUGUUGGAGAUUCUCCAGUGCAGAAACAUCACCUACAAGUUCAAGUCUCCAGACCACCUGCCAGGUACUGGUAUAUGUACCUGUACAUUACACACAAACAUGUACACACACACACAUGCAGACACACGUUUACACACUCAUGUGGAUGCACAUUCGCUCGCACACUGAAAUGGUACAGAUACAUGUGAAUUCAGGUACACGCACGCACACACACACACUCAUGUAGACACACACACACACACACUGUUUCAGAAAAUAGAAGAUAACUAUUUUGUGACAAAUGUGGUGUGUGCUCAUAUGAGUGCAUGUGUGUGUGUCCACAGACCUCUAUGUGAAGCUGUAUGUGGUGAACAUUGCGACCCAGAAGAGGAUCAUCAAGAAGAAGACCCGGGUGUGUCGUCACGACCGCGAGCCCUCCUUCAACGAGACCUUCAGAUUCUGCAUGAACCCCACUGGCCACUCUCUGCAGGUCUGCCUGCCUGCCUGCCUGCCUCUGUCUGUCUGUCUGCAUCUCAUGCAUCUCUUUUUUGUCUUAGAUACUGUUAUAUGUCAUUUAAAGUAUAAUACGUAGGAUGCUCGUAUACUGUGUGUGCUGUACCGCUGCCCCCUAUAUCACAUGCUCUGUGUGUCAUGCUGGGUAUGAACUCUUGUGACAGACUGUUACAUAAAUCGAGUAGCCGGCCAGCUCGCAUGCACACAAUUUUUGGUCCUGGGUGCCAAGAAUAUUCUGGAUAAAAGUGUCUGCUAGAUGUCUGUUCUAAACAUGACUCUUCUCUCUCCUCUGUCCAGCUCUUCCUGGUGUCUAACUCUUCUCUCCCCUCUGUCCAGCUCUUCCUGGUGUCUAACUCUUCUCUCUCCUCUGUCCAGCUCUUCCUGGUGUCUAACUCUUCUCUCUCCUCUGUCCAGCUCUUCCUGGUGUCUAACUCUUCUCUCCCCUCUGUCCAGCUCUUCCUGGUGUCUAACUCUUCUCUCUCCUCUGUCCAGCUCUUCCUGGUGUCUAACUCUUCUCUCUCCUCUGUCCAGCUCUUCCUGGUGUCUAACUCUUCUCUCUCCUCUGUCCAGCUCUUCCUGGUGUCUAACUCUUCUCUCCCCUCUGUCCAGCUCUUCCUGGUGUCUAACUCUUCUCUCGCCUCUGUCCAGCUCUUCCUGGUGUCUAACCCUUCUCUCUCCUCUGUCCAGCUCUUCCUGGUGUCUUAACUAUUCUCUCUCCUCUGUCCAGCUCUUCCUGGUGUCUAACCCUUCUCUCUCCUCUGUCCAGCUCUUCCUGGUGUCUAACUCUUCUCUCCCCUCUGUCCAGCUCUUCCUGGUGUCUAACUCUUCUCUCUCCUCUGUCCAGCUCUUCCUGGUGUCUAACCCUUCUCUCUCCUCUGUCCAGCUCUUCCUGGUGUCUAACUCUUCUCUCUCCUCUGUCCAGCUCUUCCUGGUGUCUAACUCUUCUCUCCCCUCUGUCCAGCUCUUCCUGGUGUCUUAACUAUUCUCUCCCCUUUGUCCAGCUCUUCCUGGUGUCUAACUCUUCUCUCUCCUCUGUCCAGCUCUUCCUGGUGUCUUAACUCUUCUCUCCCCUCUGUCCAGCUCUUCCUGGUGUCUUAACUAUUCUCUCUCCUCUGUCCAGCUCUUCCUGGUGUCUAACUCUUCUCUCCCCUCUGUCCAGCUCUUCCUGGUGUCCAAUGGAGGGAAGUUCAUUAAGAAGACCCUGAUUGGAGAGGCCUACGUCUGGCUGGAUAAGGUGGACGUGCGGAAGCGAGUGGUCAGCUGGCACAAACUGCUGGCUAGCUCUGCUCAGAUCCACUCCUGAAGGACCUACUAUUAACCUUGUCUAUUCUAUAGGUUCGUAACUCACAGAGAGAAAGACGAGGAUGGCUAAGGCAUUCGAGUUUACUGUCUCCAUCACUGAUCCACUCUUUAUGGACCUACUGGACAUACUCACAGGUCUACUGUUGGGG